Messenger RNA from Acomys russatus (golden spiny mouse), 755 nucleotides. RefSeq names its product BAF nuclear assembly factor 1 (gene Banf1). Lineage: Eukaryota; Metazoa; Chordata; Mammalia; Rodentia; Muridae. Gene Ontology annotation, molecular function: DNA binding. The coding region runs from base 172 to 441 and encodes 89 amino acids. The transcript is spliced from 3 exons. The record is from RefSeq and is a predicted model, not a curated record.
CUCUAUGGUUCGGGGAUGGCUAGACGCGCCCAAUUCGGGUAUUUCUUUUUAAGGCGGCUCAAAAGAUGACCCGGAAACGGAAGUCGGAGAACGUUCUAGUAGCUUGAGGAGCGGCAGAGUGGCGCGAGGAGCCGUUACCAGAGCCGGAGCUACCGGUUAAGCCUGAUCAAGAUGACAACUUCCCAAAAGCACCGAGACUUCGUGGCAGAGCCCAUGGGGGAAAAGCCAGUGGGGAGCCUGGCCGGGAUUGGUGAUGCCCUGGGCAAGAGGCUGGAGGAAAGGGGCUUUGACAAGGCGUAUGUGGUCCUUGGCCAGUUUCUGGUGCUAAAGAAAGAUGAAGACCUCUUCCGAGAAUGGCUGAAAGACACAUGUGGUGCCAAUGCCAAGCAGUCCCGGGACUGCUUUGGGUGCCUUCGAGAAUGGUGUGAUGCUUUCUUGUAAUGUUCCCUGGGUGCCCCCUCAGCACCCCAGCCACAGCAUAGAAUCUCCAGAGUCUGCAGCCGGGUGGGGCUCCUCCCAGGCCUCCAUGAAGGAAAAGAACUGUUGUCACACUCACCUCCUAUGUACUCCAGGUCUCUGGGGAGUUCUCUCCCCUCAGCAUUUCAACCUUUUUGGAAUUCUUACCCUUGCAUGCCUUGCCCUCCCUCCUCCCCUUGCAGUUCCAUGGCAACAGUUAUACCAGCUCUCCUGAAUGGAUUUCUGGCCCCUUUCUCCCUCCCUUCACCAUCUGUUGGAUGCCCUUUGGCUCCCCCCAC